GUUGCGUAUUCUUUAAUGCUAACGUUGAUCCUUUUCUGUAAAUAUCAGAAUUCUAAAAAUAUUAAGUUUUGUUCGAACAUUAUCUUUAUGGUGUAAAAAAUGGGAAGGUAUAAAUGUGCUUACAACUGCGAGACCUCGACAGACCCGGAUGUUAAGUUCUUUAAAUUUCCGCUGUACAAUCCCAGAAAGCUUAAGAAAUGGCUCUCCAACAUGAAGCUGAAGGACUGGGCUCCAACUCGCUUCUCCGCGCUUUGCAUCAAUCAUUUUGAGGAGCGGCACAUCGACAGAACGGGGAAGUGUGUGACUCUUCGAGACGACGCGGUUCCCACCAUAUUUUCACCUCAUGACAAAACUCAGAAAAACAAGGUUUCUCCAGGCAGAGGACGUAGGAAACAUAAGCCUAAUAUAAGUGCUCAGUCUUCAGAGAAAGAGUCGGCUUCAUCUGCAGCAUCUCCUUCUGUCAGCAGCGUUAAAAACAAAGAACUCAACCAGAGAGACGAACAGCAAGCAGGAGACAAAGAUCAGAAAAACACUGAAAAAUGGAGAAUCAUAGUUGAUGAGCGGCUGAGGAAGAUCGACUCAUUUCCACAUUUCUUUCAUGGAGAUUACUGCGUGCCACAGAAUAUCCAGUGGGCUCCAGAUGAUGAUUUCAGUGGAGAGGAUCAAGACUCUGACAAUGUUAUAGAGGUGAAAGGGGCGUGGCAGUGGCUGGGACUGGACGUCAGGGGGUCGCUGCCACAGACGCUGAAUGGACACAGGUACAUUUUAACGUUGACAGACUUCUACUCCAGGUGGGUGGAGGCCGUCCCCAUGCAGUCCUGCCUCCCGUCCGACGUGGCGAAGAGCCUUGCCGACAUCAUCGCACACUUCGGGUAUCCACUGAGAAUCCUCUCCAGGCUGCCUCAUGACGUAGUCCACAGAAUUAAUUGUGAGCUGAAAGAUCACCUAAAGGACUCGACUGCUCUUGUGGUUUAUCAUCAGCAGACAGGCAGCGUGGAUUUAAUCACACCGCAGCUGAUUGACAGGAUGGUCAGUGAUCUAACAGAGGAGCAUGCAGCUGAUUGGGAUGUUUACUUACCUGCCAAAGUUUUCGGUCUGUGCUUCAAACAGCAUUCAGUAACUAAGGAGAGACCUUUUACUUUGUUGUGCUGCAACGGACUUGAGCCAAUUAAAUCCCCCAGAGGACUGGAUUACGUUAACGCCAAGAUCCAAGACAGCACCUUUGUGGUUACAUAGAAGUUAAUUUGGUCAUUUGAAUCAUGGUCUCAUUCCCAAACCAGCGAGCAGGAAUGAGGAUUUCUGAGGGAAAAUGUCACAUUCCUGAUGGACUGAUCAAGAUUAGUCUUUAUUUGCUGGACAGAAACUGCAGUUGAGGAUCUACCAGGGAUUUUCUUCGUGUUUUGAUAUUUAAUCCUAUUUUUUUUAUUUUUGACAAUAGAAAUAAACAUUUUCAUUUCUUGAA
Messenger RNA from Poecilia reticulata (guppy), 1462 nucleotides. RefSeq lists its product as uncharacterized. The record is from RefSeq and is a predicted model, not a curated record. Gene Ontology annotation, molecular function: nucleic acid binding. Lineage: Eukaryota; Metazoa; Chordata; Actinopteri; Cyprinodontiformes; Poeciliidae.